CAAAUUAAAUCAAAUCCCUAUCGUGAUUUCUUACCCAGUGAUUUGUCCAAAAUACUUCUAAAACCAAUGGUGGAUAUACCUCAAUACUACUAGUCCUAUGGACUAGUAAAUUGUACCGUAAAGGACCUCCUACAAAAACCCCACGUCCCACACUCACAACAACCAACACACAUGCAUUUGCUAUCUAAACAACAAAGCAAGAGAGCCUAUCGACCAAAACGCCAUGGACCUCGCAACGGGGGCGCUAGGCUCCCUCCUCUCCAAGCUGGUCGAGCUCCUCGCCGAUGAGUACAAUCGGCUGAAGGGCCUGCGGAAAGAUGUCGAGUUUCUCGAGAGCGAGCUGAGGAGCAUGCACGCCGUCCUCCGCAAGGUGGCGGAGGUGCCGCGGGACCAGCUCGAUGAGCAGGUCAGGCUCUGGGCCAACGAAGUCAGGGAGCUGUCUUUCAACAUGGAGGAUGUUGUCGACCGCUUCCUGGUGCGCGUCCAAGGCCCUGACGACCGCAUCAAGAGCUCACACAAGCUGAAACGGCUCAUGAAGAAGAUGGCCGACUUGUUCACUGUGGGGAGGACUCGCCAUCAGAUUGCCCACGCGAUCAAAGACAUCAAGGGCCAAGUCGAGGAUGUGGCUGCACGCCGUGAUAGAUAUAGGAUCAACGAUAUUGUGGUGAAUCCAACCGCCACAACAACUAUUGAUCCUCGUCUGUUAGCUCUGUACAAAGAUCAGAAAGAGCUCGUUGGCAUCCAAGAAGCAUGUUCUGAGCUAAUCAACAGGUUGGCCAAUGGGAACAAUGAUGUGUCCACGCAAGAACUCAAGAUACUGUCCAUUUUCGGAUUUGGCGGGUUGGGCAAGACGACUCUUGCCAAAGCAGUGUAUCAUGGGAUUAAAGAACAAUUUGAGUGCAUGGCCUUUGUUUCUGUGGGUCGGAAUCCUGACUUAAAGAAACUUGUCAAGAAUAUCCUCUUCGAGCUUGACCAAAAAAAGUAUGAGAAUUUCAAUGAAGCAGGGUUGGACGAAAGACAGCUCAUCGAUGAACUUCGGGUCUGA
Messenger RNA from Lolium perenne, 1045 nucleotides. RefSeq names its product disease resistance protein PIK6-NP-like. Gene Ontology annotation, molecular function: ADP binding. The record is from RefSeq and is a predicted model, not a curated record. NCBI's taxonomy places the organism in Eukaryota, Viridiplantae, Streptophyta, Magnoliopsida, Poales, Poaceae.